Molecule: messenger RNA, 1131 nt
Organism: Rotaria sp. Silwood1
Lineage: Eukaryota; Metazoa; Rotifera; Eurotatoria; Philodinida; Philodinidae
Source: the annotation of a GenBank genome assembly
AUGUCAGCACAAAGAUCACAAAGUAAAAAGAAAACAACAACAACAACAACAACAAUAACAACAUCUAGUAAAACUACUAAUGUUUUAUUAGAAAGUAGUUUAACACCAAUGGAUUGGUUAGCUACAAUACAAAUAGGUGAAAAUCCAUUACCAUCAUCAACAACAGCCGUUAAAGAAUCAUUAUUAAAUCAAUCAGUAUCACUGCCGAUAACUUUAUCAAAAACAAAUAUUCAACAAAAAUUAGAACCACAUGAAAUUGAGUUGCCAACAUCAACUAAUCAUUUAAAACCUCCAUACAGUUAUGUAUCAUUAAUUCGACAAGCUAUAUCAAGUGCUAUUAUGCAGAGAAUGACUUUAAAUGAAAUUUAUCAAUGGAUUGUUGAUUCAUAUCCAUAUUUUCGUACAGCGCCAUCAAAAUGGAAGAAUUCAAUUCGACAUAAUUUAUCAUUGAACAAAUGUUUUAAAAGACUUCAAAGAAGUACAAAUGAUCCGGGCAAGGGUUCUUAUUGGGCAAUUGAUGAAUCAAAUAAAUUUAAUCAUCAAUCAAAUUUUCGUAAACAACGAUUUAAAUCACAACAAUCUCUUUCCAUAUUAUCACCAUCACCGACUAAUAUAAAUCAAAAAUCAACUGUUUUUCCUACAAAUGAUAAUCUAAUAAUAUUUGGUGAUGGUAUUAAUAUUGGUGGACAAUCCUUAUCAACUGAUGAAUCGGAUUCGACUAUGUCACUUGCACCAAAUUCUACAUUAAUACGAUGGAAUGUCUUAAAUCCUGAUUUAUCUGCUUCACUUCGUCGAAUUUGUGAGCCAAUUUUAGGUGGUCCAUCGAUGACAUCGAUCACAGAUUGUGAUCCAUCAUCAACAAAUCCUGCUUUUCCGAAUUCUUGGAGUUAUGAUCUUUUUCCUCAUGGAGAAACAAAUAGCUUUUUGGAAAGCAUCAAAUUGGUAUCGAAUGAUGAAAUCGAUUGGAAGGAUAUUGAUGUUAAACCUUAUUAUGAUGAAUCCAUCACAGCAAAUCGAUUACCAAUUAUGUCAAAUGGAACAAUAUCAGAAGCAGCUAAUAAUUUGAUGGCUCUUCCACUUAUAAUCGGAGAUGAAACUUUUGAUUGGGAUUCGAUUACACAAUGUAUAUAG